UUCAUGUUAAAUCAGACAGACCUUUUUCUCUACUCAGACCUCACUUCUUUAGACAUGACUUCAGGUUUAGCUGCAUUUUUUGUGUGUGUGUGUGUGUGUGUGUGCGCGUGUGCGUGUGUGGCUUUUGUGCAUUUGUGUGUGUGUGGCUAAUUAAUCAUACCUUGCUUUGUUUUCUUUGAAAACUCACAUGUAUAAAUACGCUCACUUUUGCUUUCUUAUGACAUGACAUUUAAAAGGAGUGCUAGAAAGAAAAAGUCGAAUCACAAUGACGACUGUGAUUGUGCAGACACCUCAAAAGAGCGGGUGGAAUUCAGGAAUAUGUGACUGUUGCCAGGACAUGAAUUCUUGCUGCUAUGGGUUCUGGUGCUUUCCUUGCUUUACCUGCACCACCACUGGGGAUUUUGGGGAGAGCACCUGUCUGCCUCUGCUGGACAUAUUCGGCCCAGGUAUCAUGGCGGCUUUUGGGGUUCCAGUAUGUGUGCCGCCUGUGACUCUAGGAAUGAGGGUGGCAGUUCGCCACAAAUACGAUAUUGGGGGCAGUAUCUGUGAGGACAUCAUGGUAUCUUGCUGUUGUAUCUGGUGUUCAUGGUGUCAGAUGAGUAGAGAAAUCAAAGCACGCAAGCAAACUGUCACUGUACUGACCACAUAUCCAGUGAUUCAGUCCAUUCCAAUGGCAACCACCACACAAGUUGUCUCUACACAGCAGUCGGUUGGAGUGAUUGGUGCGGCACCAGUUGCUCCUGCAGUCCAGAUGGCACCAAUUUCAUAUGUCACAAAAGAUGUUAAAUAGAAGGACUGCUACUUGCAUCUCAUUUAAAUAAUGACGAUAGACAUAAAUAUAUACAAAACCAUAUAUAUAGACUAGACUAAUUGAUCUAUAGUGUAAUGCCUAACCUGUAUAAUUAUGAUUUUGUGUGAAUGGCUUGGGUGCAUUUAGAAAGUACCUGCAUCUUUAUAUUGUUUAUUCCCUGUUGAUUCUUGAUUACAUAUUUUAAAGUGAUCUUGUUUGUGAAUAAAUAGUAAUAGAAGUGAGCACAACUCAUAUCUGAAGAAAACUGUUACAGGAGUAAAUACAUGCAAUGUGCUUCAAAAACGGUAAUAAAAUGAGAUUUCUGGAAACUAAAGCAUUUAACUGUGAGUGGAGAUGUAGUAUAUAAAUGGCUGACUUUAAAAUGUGAAUGCAUUUGUGUUUGCAAUUCAACAUUUGUUAACACAGCACAGUUAAUUUUGAAUAUCAUGCUGGACGAGAAAAACUUGGGCUAAGCAAUAUUUCACAACAAAAUAAAAGAGGAAUUAUGGGAAGCUAAUCUCUCUCCCUUC
Cyprinus carpio (common carp) is the source of this 1320-nucleotide messenger RNA. RefSeq names its product placenta-specific gene 8 protein. The record is from RefSeq and is a predicted model, not a curated record. Lineage: Eukaryota; Metazoa; Chordata; Actinopteri; Cypriniformes; Cyprinidae.